UUUGAUAGAACGACAGGGAGAGAAACGACGCCCCAGGCUACCUCCAGCACCCAACAAAGUCCCCUCCAGACGCAGUGUCGGUCAUUAGGAACCCACACCGGACAGAGGACGACACGGUAAACAUGGCUCGCCUAACGUACAGUCUCACCGUUCUAGCUGGACUUUUCUGCCAUGUUCUCUCACAAGGAACUAACAACUUUCGAAUUCUUGCCCCUGGAAAUCCAAUGGCAGCCGCUUUCAAAUCGAAUCAAGCAUUUCAGCCACCCGCACCGUGGAAUAUGCAUCGUUUUCCACAACAACAACCAAAUCGGUUUACCGGUUUUCAACAGCAACAGCAACCAAGACAACCACCCACUAAACAGGGCUUUCAGCCACCACAAAAUCAACAUCCUCAACAGCAACAGCAGCAACAUCAACAACCGAAAAUUCACGCACCGACCCAGCCUAGUCGUCCUAAAGGACCCGCCAGCACCAAGGCAGCUGUACCCACAGCUGGUCCGCCGCCCCCAGCUGCCGGCGCCAUGGGAGGUCUCCAGGCUCCAAGGAUGCCAUCGAUGGUCAUGCAGUUCAUGGGCAUGAGUUUACACGAUAUCUGCGCUGCCUUGACACUGAAGGGAACGGGAGCUCAAUCUGAUGCUUUGGACACGAUCGUGAAGAACAGAUUCCCCAAUGCAUCUAUCGUAAGCGGGUUCAGGAAUAGAAGUAAUCCAAUGGAAUACAAGCAGAUGUUCGGGUCGGGUCCUUGGGCCUGUGCCUUUAAUUUCUAUGCAGACCGGAGUCCAAUGGAAGUCGCCGGAGCAUUCUCUGAUCUCGUUGAUGGUGCCGGCUGUAAUAUUGCUUGUGAUCCUCUUCGGGGACCUCGUAAGAUUGGCAUGAUGGGCAUGUUUGCAGCGAUGAACGGCGGGGUGAAUCCUAUGGGACCAAUGGCAAAUCCUCUGGCUGCUCUAGGAAACAUGAUGGGUGGUAUGGGAAACCCGAUGGGCGGUAUGGGCAACCCGAUGGGUGGUAUGGGCGGUAUGGGCAACCCGAUGGGUGGUAUGGGCAACCCGAUGGGCGGAAUGGGAAAUCCGAUGGGUGGAAUGGGAAAUCCCAUGAAUGGCAUGGGGAACCCAAUGAAUGGCAUGGGGAACCCAAUGGGUGGUAUGGGAAAUCCUAACAACGGUAUGGGAAAUCCUAACAACGGUAUGGGAAAUCCUAACAACGGUAUGGGAAAUCCUAACAAAGCUGGGAACAAUAUGCAAAAUGUUAUGGGAAGUAUUGUAAACCUACUGCAAAAUCCCGUGGGAGGUCAGAAACCGAGCGGUAUGGGAAAUGGAAGACCACAAGGCAACGGGCCCAACGGCGGGCAUCUCUAUGUCCCUCCCUCUCCACAACCUCCAAGGGGAAACAGAUGGGGAUCCCCCGCUUCCCCCCCAGCUAGAGCCCCGAUGCCAUUCCCCGAUCCCAGCACACAGAACGCUGCCCCGUGGGGAAAGGAUCCCUUCCAGAUUACACCGCCCCAGCAUCAGCCACAACAGCCACAGCAACAUCAAUCACAACAACCACAACCACAACCUCCAUCCCAGCCACAGCCAACACAGUUGCCAUUCAACCAACAGAUCUCCCAAAUGCCAACUCAACAUAAUCAUUUCCCCAACCAGCCUCAGAACCAAGGUCCAUCACCUUACCCACAGCCUCCAAAUCCCCAGCCUCAGCCUCAGCCUCCCCAACAGCAACACCCACAGCAACCAUCACAGAAACAAGGACUCAGAGCCAAUAUGGCUAACAUGCCACAAAGCCAGGAUCCCGAAAUAGCCCCCCAUCUCGCCGAAGCACUUCUAAGAAUGCCAGCACCACAGAGAACCCAGUUCGUGAACGACGCCAUAUCGGCCUUCUUCAGAACGCUCGGAAUACAGCUGCCAAACCCCCAACAGCAACCCAUGGCUCAAAGAGGUUGGUGAUACUACGGUUUACACUAAUCAUUCACUUGGGUCAAUCGGUCAGUGCCGCCGGAAGACUUGAAGUCCACGGCAAUGACAGCACAGUGAUACGUAGCAGUGAUGGGUCGACAUCACGCUACAGACGUUAUAUGAAAGCCAGAUGACUGAAUGUGUGUACGCUCUCUAGUUGUAAUAAAGAACUCAAUAGAUA
Haliotis rufescens (red abalone) is the source of this 2130-nucleotide messenger RNA. RefSeq names its product nuclear receptor coactivator 6-like. The transcript is spliced from 23 exons. The coding region runs from base 123 to 1940 and encodes 605 amino acids. The record is from RefSeq and is a predicted model, not a curated record. NCBI's taxonomy places the organism in Eukaryota, Metazoa, Mollusca, Gastropoda, Lepetellida, Haliotidae.